AUGAAUAUACGUUCGUCCAUCGAGAGAAUCGAUAUCAUCAAUGGCUUUCUUUUCCCUUCACAGAGGCUGAGAAGCACAGGCACCCAAGGCCCUUCGCUCACGCCCGCACCGCCCUCUGCUGACGAUUGGGAUCCCUGGAUCUUAUGGCGGUUAAACCAGCCUCCUACGUCUGCCACGGGCGUCAUGAGAACAGUCAUGGACAUCAUGGCAGAGAAACUUGGAUUCUGUUACAAGGAAGCCCUGCCGAUCGGACUAGACUUCGGGGCGCGGUUGGAAAACGGUUCCUUCUCGGGGCUGAUCGGCGAGCUGAACCGCGGGGAGGCAGACAUGUCGAUGGUGCCGAUGUCCAUCAACCACAUCCGAAACGAAGCCGUGGAUUUCAGCGAGACUCUUUUCGUAGACGAGCAUCGCAUCACAUUCAAGCGUCCGUUUCCCGAGGCCGACAUCGCUGGUUUCGUCAAGCCUUUCACUCCCACGGAUGCGUCAUCUCCACUUAGGGAGAAGACAGGAGAUGAUGGCACUGGGCCUACGCGUGAUGGCACUCCUGAGUCAAGUGGUAAGAGUGUCACCUCCAAGCUGCGUUAUGCUGUGUUGUGGACACUUUCCUGCCUUUUUUCCCAGUCCGUGCCAUGGGAGCCACGCAAGGCACCCGUGCGCGUGGUGGCGGGCAUUUGGCUCCUGGCGUCCCUCAUCGUUGGCAGUGUGUACCGCUCCAACCUCAAGGCUAUGCUCAUCCUGCCGAAGGUGGUCAUUCCGUUCGAAACCUUCGAGGAGUUCGCUAAAGUGGACAUUCGUGGAUAUAUCAUUCUGGGCGGAAUUCUAGACGUCGCCUUACGGGGCAUGGAGGCGAACUCUACCUUGGGAAGGAUCCGGGACAAGUCGCGAAUUGAUGCGAAUAUUGGCAGAGGUCUCAGCGAACUGAUCGAGGGGAAGACGGCUCCUAUCGCUUCGACUUCCGGCCAACGCUGGGUUUAUCACUUUGACUUUACAAAUGAAGGGUACUGCCGAAUGUACUCGACGCGAGACGGCGUAUUCAGCACUGCGGCUGCUCUAGGUUUCCCCAAAGGGUCUCCUCUAAAGCCAAAAAUUGACUCUAUGAUUCGAGGCCUAAAGGAGUUCGGGAUCCUGCAGCACCUCUUCCAAAAGGAGGUCCCCAACAGCACCUUCUGCUUCAGGAAACCGGUCUCCAUCUCUCCCACCUCGGCGGACCUGAGGCCUCUGGAACUCGGCGAUUUCUACGGCGUCUUCUGUCUCUACGCUGGAGGUAUAUUGUUGGCGAUGCUAGUUUUCGUCAUGGAACGCAUCGUGGAGAGGAAUGGACAACGAAUGACUACAGUGAAAUAA
Molecule: messenger RNA, 1344 nt
Organism: Penaeus chinensis
Lineage: Eukaryota; Metazoa; Arthropoda; Malacostraca; Decapoda; Penaeidae
Product: glutamate receptor ionotropic, delta-1-like
Exons: 10
Coding region: 1-1344 (447 amino acids)
Cellular component (GO): membrane
Molecular function (GO): glutamate-gated receptor activity
Source: RefSeq, a predicted model, not a curated record